Molecule: messenger RNA, 264 nt
Organism: Sphenostylis stenocarpa
Lineage: Eukaryota; Viridiplantae; Streptophyta; Magnoliopsida; Fabales; Fabaceae
Source: the annotation of a GenBank genome assembly
AUGUUAGCUAGCAGCUGCUGCAGACAGGACAGUGCUACAAACAAGACGAGUUUUAUCUCCCUUCUCUUUUCCAUCUUUCUCUGUGUCUCUCACCUUUCUCGUAUGAAGGCUUACAAGCCCUGCAUAACUUUCGGGCAUUUGCAUGAAAAUUUUCAAAAACCGCGUGACCACACAACAGAAAAAAAAAAAAAAAAGUCAUCGCGCACACACACAAACACACAUGCUUGGAAAAUAGCUGUAUGGUUGGUUGACCCUGCCUUCUAA